AGAGGGGGGCCAGCGCCCGCCGGCCCUCCAGCCCAGCCCGCGGAACGAUGGAGCGCCUGCCUCUCCAGCCGGCCUGGGCUCUGCUGGCCGCCUUUCUGCUCGCCUCCUCGGCCACCGGUGCGGACGAAGCCCCUUCCAAGAACAAGCAGCAGCCCGCUCCGCCCUGCACGCUGUCUGGCACGUGGGUGAACGACCUGGGCUCCAGGAUGGUCAUCUCUGCGGCCAACGCGGCCGGCGUCUUCUCGGGCUCCUACCUGACGGCCGUCAGCAGCGCCAACCAGGCCAUCGCGGAGUCGGCCCUGCAGGGCGCUCAGCACGACCCCGCCCAGGACGCCCAGCCCACCUUCGCCUUCACGGUCCGCUGGGCCUUCUCCGACUCCGCCACCGCCUUCGUGGGCCAGUGCUUCGUGGACCAGCAUGGCGAGGAGACCCUGGAGACCCUCUGGCUGCUGCGCCAGAACGUGCCCUCCCGGAGCGAGGACUGGAAGGCCACCCGGGUCGGCAAGAACGUCUUCACGAGAGUCAAGUGAGAGGGGCCGGAAUGCGGCCCUCCCCCUGGGCCCGGGCAUCUCGGCCAAUAAAGCACCCCCAGCAGUGA
This is a messenger RNA of Sphaerodactylus townsendi, 598 nucleotides long. Its product is annotated as avidin-like. The transcript has 4 exons. The record is from RefSeq and is a predicted model, not a curated record. NCBI's taxonomy places the organism in Eukaryota, Metazoa, Chordata, Lepidosauria, Squamata, Sphaerodactylidae. Gene Ontology annotation, molecular function: biotin binding. Bases 48 to 530 code for a protein of 160 amino acids.